Molecule: messenger RNA, 1900 nt
Organism: Ipomoea triloba (trilobed morning glory)
Lineage: Eukaryota; Viridiplantae; Streptophyta; Magnoliopsida; Solanales; Convolvulaceae
Product: serine/threonine-protein kinase STY13-like
Exons: 6
Coding region: 482-1549 (355 amino acids)
Biological process (GO): protein phosphorylation
Molecular function (GO): protein kinase activity; ATP binding
Source: RefSeq, a predicted model, not a curated record
UGUCAUUCAAUUCCUUCCUUAGUCGCUUCCGCAGCUUCCCCUCUCUCUCUCUCUCUAUCUAUCUGCACCCAGGAAUCAUAAUACGCGGUGGGAAGCUUAAAUUAUUCUGGGUCUCUUCGCAGUAACUAAAUUCUGUGUUUUUUGGGCUCCUUUAGCGUUCAUAGUAAGAAAUUCUUUAUUUCCUGUACCCACUGAUCUGCUGUGUUCCUGGCCAGAAGAUUCUAGCUCCCCUAUCCGUACUUUUCACUCCAAUUCCUUUUUGGUGAGGUUUUCAUUCUUUUGUUUUCCAAAGGAAGCAGAAGUGCGUAUAAGAGUGCAAAGAAAGGCGUGAGCUUUAAUUUGUGUUUUUUAGUAGUAAGUACUUGCUGAUUUUGCUGAAAUGCCUGGAUAUACAAGCACGAGUCUGGUCUCGAUUCUGGUUGAUAAGUAGCUAGAUAGGUGAGCUAGGUAGAAAAGGUAAAUUUGGUGUGCAGGUGUUGAAAUGGGAUCUGCAAGUGGGUUCUACACUGGAGAAGACUUCAAUUUGGACUCCAAAUGGUUGAUUGAUCCCAAGCUUCUCUUUGUUGGGCCCAAGAUUGGAGAGGGUGCUCAUGCCAAAGUCUAUGAGGGAAAAUACAAAAACCAGAAUGUGGCAAUCAAAAUUAUCCAUAAAGGGGAGACACCAGAAGAGAUUGCUAAGAGGGAUGCCCGAUUUGCAAGAGAGGUUGCAAUGUUAUCCAGAGUUCAACACAAGAACUUAGUGAAGUUUCUUGGUGCGUGUAAGGAGCCUGUUAUGGUCAUUGUAACUGAACUACUUCUAGGCGGGACGCUUCGAAAAUACCUGCUGAACAUGCGGCCAAGGUGCCUAGAUAUGCGUGUGGCAAUUGGAUUUGCACUUGACAUUGCUCGGGCAAUGGAAUGCUUACACUCUCAUGGAAUCAUACACCGUGACUUGAAACCCGAAAACUUGCUCUUAACGGCCGACCAUAAGACAGUUAAACUUGCAGACUUUGGUCUGGCAAGAGAGGAGUCAUUGACAGAGAUGAUGACUGCUGAAACAGGAACCUAUCGCUGGAUGGCUCCAGAGCUAUACAGCACUGUUACGUUGAGGCACGGAGAGAAAAAACAUUACAAUCACAAAGUUGAUGCCUACAGUUUUGCUAUUGUGCUGUGGGAGCUUAUACAUAAUAAGUUGCCGUUUGAGGGCAUGUCAAAUCUGCAGGCUGCCUAUGCUGCUGCUUUCAAGAAUGUAAGGCCAAGUGCCGAUGAUCUACCAGAAGAUAUGGCUGUGAUUGUGACCUCAUGUUGGAAAGAAGAUCCAAAUGCUCGCCCCAACUUCACUCGGAUUAUACAGAUGCUUCUGCACUAUCUUUCCACAAUUUCACCCCUCGAAACCCCUCCCAUACCUCCAAGAAUUUUCACCUCAGAGAAUGCUGUCUUGCCACCCGAGUCUCCAGGUACAAGCUCCCUAAUGGCGAAGCGUGGCGACUCGGGGGAUACCCCCAACGCCCACGCCCCAUCGGAGGAUAAACAGAAGGGUUUAUUCUUCUGCUUCAAGCAAUGCUACUGAUCCCUUCUAAAGCACAACGUAACCGAGGAACAGAGUUUUAGCUGCAAAUAUAUACGGAAAUUUAGAUGUUCUUAUUAGAUUCUGGAAAUGAAGCUCUGCUCAGGGAAGAUGGCGACAUUCUAAUUUAUUAGUUCUGACUGAAUGUUGAGCUUUUGGACACUGGAGCUAAGGUUGUUGUGAUGAUUAUAUAGUAUUAUAGUUGUAAAAUAAGGUUUCAUCCAAAUGCCUUUCCUCCAAUGUUUUGUAAGAACAUUACAUUACAUUAUUGACCUUUGAUAUAUCUAUCUAUUUAGUGCAGUACUUGUUAAUGCUAUUCUAUUCGGAAAAAAUAAACAAAUAAAAAUUGUACCA